Molecule: messenger RNA, 941 nt
Organism: Topomyia yanbarensis
Lineage: Eukaryota; Metazoa; Arthropoda; Insecta; Diptera; Culicidae
Exons: 2
Coding region: 345-827 (160 amino acids)
Source: RefSeq, a predicted model, not a curated record
CAGACCACCUACGAAGGAAACCAGUUGAAAAGCGGAUCGGGGAAAAGAAUUUUAUCUAUGAAUCCACAAUCUGUGAGUGAUUGAAAUGUCGGAAUGCAACCCGGCAUAGGUGGUUCUCGAAACCGAUUCGACAAAUACAAUACAAUGCCAAUCACAUUCGUUCCAGCAGCUAUCAAUUAUAGGUUAAUCAUUUUCAUACUAUAGUAAAUAAAAUUAUUUCACAACCUUCUGCGCAUUGAUUACUCUCAUAAAGAAUAAAAUGUGUUUUAAAUCGGCUCAUUAUAAAUCAGUAUCAUCAAAUAAGAGACGGUGUGUCGCAGUGUGAAAUCAUAUUCGGCGUAAGAAUGAAGUACAAACUAUUUAGUUUAUCAUUGUGUUUUAUCAGUUUUCUGGUGGAAUAUUCCUAUGCACAGUAUGAUUACAAUACCCCGACCGACUAUGAUUAUCUGACAACCGAAUAUCAAGACUACGGCCAGUCAGAGAACACUGGUGCUGUGGAUCCCGGACUCACUGAAUCGACGGAUGAUUACAACUACGAAGUGCUUACACAAAAGCCAGUGGUAGUCAAUCCACCUACUAGACCUCCAAUAUCUAAUCAAGUUCCACGAACUAUCAUUAACUGGUAUAUUAUUGCUCCAUCAUCUAUAAGACGAGUGCCAGCCAGGCGGCAGAUUUAUUCAGGUUAUCAAAUACCGUGGAACUUAAUCUAUAAUACCAACCGACACGAUAGUAGAUAUGUGGCUCGGAGAUAUCAAUCAGCUUCCAGAUACGAAGCAUCGAGUCGUAGAUUGAUUGAAGGAAUUUUUGGCUACUAUUGGAGAAUAUAAAUAUAUGUUAUCAUUUCAAGGGUUGUGGAGAUACGAUAUGUUAGUGCUGCUUGGAUGACAAUGUUUAGAAUAAGUUCGAUGCGUUGCGGUGUUCGAUGAUGUAUCGAGAUGAUG